GUAAAUCGGGGCUCUAGUAUGAGAUCGAGAUCCGGGAAGGAUGAAAUCAUGGAAUUACAUGAGAUCUGUACACAAAAGAUCAAAGACAAAGAACAUUUCAAAAUCCUGACUUCGACGCUUUGAUGCACCAAAUCCGACUCAAAAACAGUCACGGCUUGUGCUUGCGACCUAAAAAGUCGCCACUCGGUACGCGCAGUAGAAUUUUUGAGAAAAAUAAAUCUGUCAAGUUCCAGGCUGGCUUAAGUAGAUCUUCAUCUUCUUGUCCAAUUCCAACCCACACCUCGCAGGAAAUCGUGCAUUGCAAACUUAUGGUUCGCUUCGCUACUGAAUAAAAUUCAAACUUCAUCGCCCUGGGGUUUUACUUCGCAAUACUUUCAUUUUCGUCUUGCUCUCGUCUUUCAUGUGUAAACCCAUACCGACGACACAGAUUCUCGCAGUUCCUUUCGGUUGCAUUGCUCUAUUUUCGUUUCUCUCACGGAUCGACUUCAUUCGCGUUCUUUCUAUUGCAAGAACGUGACAACUAUUGUUACAGCAACUUUCUCUACUACUGUUGGCGGAUAUUAGGAUUGCUCAGUCAACUACCGAUAUAGUCUCACAAUGAUGAAGCGCUUGGCAGUCGCGACGCUCUUGGGGCGCCAAGACUUUUUCGUCGUCGCCUUGAAGGCCUCGCCGUCGUCCUCGGCCGGGUUGACUUUGGCCUCCGGGACGGGUAGUUCGCAGGAAGAAGAAGGUCAUGCGGAACUACAAGCCAGCCACCAGAGCCAGACCAAUGGCGCUCUUCGGCUGGACCUGCACGGAAAGCAGAUUGCGAGCUUUUUACAUUCUCCCGCACCGUCCCCGUUUAUUUCCCAAGAUCUGGAGCGUGUGAACCGCACGAUGCGCGCCAUUGGCGUGGCGCACUUCUACAGCCACUUUGUCAAGACGGUUUUCGGUGGUCAAGAGGACGCUUUGCGCCGGCCUGUACACGAAUUGUUGGGCAAACGGCUGGAACAGGCUCGCAGAACGUUCGAAGAAAAGCUAGAUGCCGGCCAGGGGGAGCCGGAUAGAAUUACUAUGCUUUAUCCUGUGGAAAAACGUCCCCACCCCAGAGUUUGACUUGUGAUGCAGAUUGGUAAUUUCGGGUGCAGGAACGUGAACAGUUGUAAUGCGCAUCCCACAACAGCCGUUUACGUUUUCAAUCGACGUGUUUGGAAAUUUGUAUAAUGCUGUGAACAGGAUAAGCAGAUGGAUUUGUAAUGCGGCUGUCCUUCCUAGGACCCUGCACUUCACUACGGACCACAACUUGUCAUGCGUGGCUUCCAAUAAAACUUCCGGACUUGUGCUGCAGAGUUCGCAGCAACUUCACUACGGGGUGGGGACCUUUUUACAUAUGAUAUGCUUGAUGGCGAGCGAAUUGAGCUCGGCGAAAUGGAUGCUUCCUUUUUGUUGCGCCAUGUGUUCUACGCAUUGCAAAUAUCGAAGAUUAAAGUCUGGAAGCAGGAAACAGAUUGUCAUAAAUAAAGCAAGCUUCGAUCUUGAUCUUCCCGAAAUAAAAAUCUGUAUUGCGUAAAUGAACGCCAAAAGUAGUUGCCCACUUCUUGCUAGGCAAGGUGCGGACUCCUCAUUUUGGAUAGGCUUGAGGAAGAUCUCGCAGUAGAAUUAUCUGUGAUGUCUUUGUGUGCAUUCUAGACCAUGCUGCGUACUAUGGAGUGCGAGACGCAUCAUGACACAUCUUGCACUCUACUUUCACACCCCGAUCCGUCUUCGGUAUUUGCAGUUGAUAUGCCCGAGCUGUUUUUCGAGAAAGAAGAGAACCUCUGUGUCCACGACGAUCGUCUUCGUGCCCCACAGUGUCCGAACUUGUGCCCUCCGCGGGCGGACCACGAGACAGUGAUGAUGAUCAACGCGGGUGUAUGA
Messenger RNA from Amoebophrya sp. A120, 1896 nucleotides. Lineage: Eukaryota; Dinophyceae; Syndiniales; Amoebophryaceae. The record is from the annotation of a GenBank genome assembly.